Messenger RNA from Hansenula ciferrii, 609 nucleotides. RefSeq lists its product as uncharacterized. Lineage: Eukaryota; Fungi; Ascomycota; Saccharomycetes; Phaffomycetales; Wickerhamomycetaceae. Bases 1 to 609 code for a protein of 202 amino acids. The record is from RefSeq and is a predicted model, not a curated record. The transcript has a single exon.
AUGACUAUUCCUCAACUUGAAAAUCCUACAAACACCACACUUGAUGAAAGUGAAAUCAAUUCCCAACCAACACAAACUGAAACAAACAAUACUCCAACUCCAAAAAGUCCCUUACAAGCCUCCUCAUCCCAUAAAAAUGAUUCAAAAUUCUUAGAAAGAUUAGAAUUACUCGAACGUUUAAAUACAAGAUUAGAUUCCGAACAGUCAAGAUCAAUCCUAAAUGAACCACUUCAAUUACCAUCAUUCAAUCCUAUAAGACCAUCAGGUCAAACAAGAUCAAGAUCAUCAUCAUUUGAAACCACUCAAUUCACAAUAUUGGAAGAUUAUAAUCCAUCAUCAAAUUUUAUUUAUCAUGAACAUAUAAGAGAUUUAACAGCUUUUAAUAAAUCUUUAAAAUCAUGUCAUAAAAAGGGGUAUGGACCUUUAAGAACAAUUGAUAUUUCAAGAAAUAUUGAUAAUAUCCCAGUUGAAUAUAGAGAUUAUUAUUCUGAAGAUGAAGAUGAUUUUGAAGAUGAUUUGGAAGAUGAUGAUUAUUAUUAUUAUGGUUCUGAUGAUGAUUCUUCAAAUUAUAAUGAUGAAAAUGCUAUGCCAUCAAAUUGGACAUCAUAA